This is a messenger RNA of Notolabrus celidotus (New Zealand spotty), 2358 nucleotides long. RefSeq names its product SDA1 domain containing 1 (gene sdad1). NCBI's taxonomy places the organism in Eukaryota, Metazoa, Chordata, Actinopteri, Labriformes, Labridae. The transcript has 22 exons. Gene Ontology annotation, cellular component: nucleolus. Gene Ontology annotation, biological process: ribosomal large subunit biogenesis; ribosomal large subunit export from nucleus. The record is from RefSeq and is a predicted model, not a curated record. Bases 149 to 2212 code for a protein of 687 amino acids.
AAUCCGGAAGUGGCUAAACUAGACCGGACGUGACGUCUAGGGUUUCAUGGCAAGUUUAAUGGCAGCCUACAGAGAGGCCACGCUUGCUGUGUUUUCCAUACUUCUACUUAUUAUUUAGAAAUAUAUAUACACAUAAUAAGAUUUGAAAAUGUCGGGGCGACAAAGCAACAAAUUACCAAACAACCUACCACAACUUCAGAAUCUCAUAAAAAGAGACCCACAGUCAUACGUAGAAGAGUUUCAGCAGCAGUACAGACACUACCAGUCUAAUGUGCAGAUCUUCAAACUGCAGCCUGACAAGCCAAACAAGGAGUUGGCAGACCUUGUCAUGUUUCUUGCUCAGAUUGGUCACUGCUACCUUCAGCAGCUCUCCACCUUUCCACAAGAGCUGUCUGAGUUACUAAUGAGUCACCACACAGUCCUCGAGCCCGACCUCAGAAUGACCUUUUGCAAAGCAUUGAUUCUCUUGAGGAACAAAAAUCUGAUCGACCCCUCUGGCCUCCUGGAGCUCUUCUUUGAGCUGCUGCGAUGUCACGACAAACUUCUCAGAAAGACAUUGUACACCCACAUUGUCACAGAUAUCAAAAACAUCAAUGCAAAGCACAAAAACAACAAAGUUAACACAACGUUACAGAACUUCAUGUACACAAUGCUGAGAGACAGUAACCCCUUAGCUGCAAAGAUCUCUUUAGAUGUCAUGGUGGAGCUCUACAAAAGAGACAUUUGGAAUGAUGCCAAAACAGUGAAUGUCAUUACGACAGCAUGCUUCUCAAAAGUGACAAAGAUUCUGGUCGCAGGUUUUAAAUUCUUCCUGGGCAAAGAUGAGGAUGAGAAAAAUGACAGUGGCUCAGAAUCAGAGGCAGAGGGACCAUCAGUCAGAGACCUGAAGGUGAGAUUCUCCACUGGCAAGAAAUCCACCAAAAACAAGAAGAAGCUGGAAAAAGCUAUGAAAGUCCUCAAGAAAAGCAAGAAAAAGAAGAAAGUAGAAGUGUUCAACUUUUCUGCUAUUCACCUGAUUCACGAUCCUCAAGAUUUCUCUGAGAAACUCUUGAAGCAGUUGGAGGACUCUAAAGAGCGCUUCGAGGUGAAGAUCAUGUUGAUGGAGCUCAUAUCCAGACUGGUUGGAAUCCACGAGCUCUUCCUUUUUAAUUUCUACCCAUUCAUCCAGAGGUUUCUUCAGCCACAUCAAAGAGAGGUGACAAAGAUCCUCCUCUGCGCUGCCCAGGCCUCACAUCAACUUGUUCCACCAGAGGUUAUCGAACCUGUAAUCAUGACCAUCGCCAACAACUUUGUGACGGACAGAAACUCAGGGGAAGUCAUGACUGUGGGUAUCAAUGCAAUAAAAGAAGUGGCAGGUCGCUGUCCACUCGCUAUCAAUGAAGACCUUCUGCAGGAUCUCGCCCAGUACAAGACCCACAAAGACAAGAAUGUGAUGAUGUCAGCAAGAGGACUGAUCCAGCUGUUCAGGAAUCUAAAUCCACAGAUGCUGCACAAGAGGGACAGGGGGAGACCCACAGAGGCGUCAACAGAGGCCAAGAUCAAAGACUAUGGAGAGCUUGAGGCUAAAGACUACAUCCCUGGAGCUGAAGUCCUGGAGGUAGAGGAGGGGGAGAAGAAAGAGAGAGAAGAGGAUGAAGAAGGCUGGGAGAGCGCCAGUAUAAGUGAUGAUGAUGAAGACGGCGAGUGGAUAGACGUUCACCACUCGUCUGAUGAAGACACAAAGGAAGUGGCUGAGAAGCUUCAGAGUAUGCCAAUGGAGGAGAGGAAAGCCAAAGCAGCUGCAGUCAGUGGCAGCAGGCUCCUCACUCAAGAUGACUUUAAGAAGAUCCGCCUGGUUCAGCUGGCGAAGGAGGUCAAUGCUGCACCAGGGAAGGGCCAGAAGAGGAAGACUGUGGACAGCGACGACGAGGGUGACAGGGGGGAGGUGCUGACUUUGAGAAAUAUUGAGAAGCUGCACAAGAAACCGAAAGAGGACAAGGAAUCACGGCUAGCAACAGCAAUGGCGGGAAGGACGGACCGUAAAGACUUUGUCAAGAGGCAUACCAAGUUGAACCCACACGCCAGCACCAGCAACAGGGAGAAGAGGAAAACGAAGAACUUCAUGAUGAUGAGACACAGUAAUAAUGUCAGAACAAAAGGCAAACGCUCCUUCAGAGAAAAACAGAUGGCUCUCCGGGAUGCGCUCCUGAAAAAGAAGAAGCAGUAUAAGUAGGACAGAUAAACCUGAUCAUUGAUAUGGCCUCAUUAUAUUGUACUUCCCCUUUUAACCCUGUAAAAUGUAGUCUGUGUACCAUUGUAUUAUAUCAAGAGAAAAAACUGCAUUUGUACUGUCCUGAAAUAAACAAUCUUUGACAAUUC